Thrips palmi is the source of this 3598-nucleotide messenger RNA. It is a transcript of the gene msl-2, whose product is annotated as E3 ubiquitin-protein ligase MSL2. NCBI's taxonomy places the organism in Eukaryota, Metazoa, Arthropoda, Insecta, Thysanoptera, Thripidae. Gene Ontology annotation, cellular component: MSL complex. Bases 284 to 1642 code for a protein of 452 amino acids. The record is from RefSeq and is a predicted model, not a curated record. The transcript has 5 exons. Gene Ontology annotation, molecular function: ubiquitin protein ligase activity.
GAGGUUAUGAAAGAACGCCUAAAAGUUGGUCCAAAUUGUAACGUAAUUCCGAGCAAUGGGAAUCGGCCGUCGUCAUGGCGCGCCGAUAAUCAAUUAAAUUGAAUGGCAACUCUCUUCGUCUGAGGCGGGGUGCAAGUGCGGUCGGCGCCGCCCCUCUCCACAAGGCCGCGUUUUGUUUGCAAACUUUCCGGCGCCGCGCCGCCUCACGCAGCUCGCUGAUGACGCCGUGAUGGGGUUGCUUUAUUUUGUUUACAUGUAAACAGUGACAGCCAAGUCAGACACCAUGAAUCCCACCAGCUUGUUCGUGUCGACGAGCCGCGUGGUGCUGCAAGCUCAAAACGAGGACGACUCGGACUCGACGGACUUGUCGACGUCGUCCUGGGCGGACCUGCACCGCCUGGUGCCUUACUUGCGGCAGUCCUUGUCGUGCACCGUGUGUGCUAACCUGCUGGUGGAGCCGUACACCCCGUCGGACUCGUUGUCGGAGGCCGGGACGGCCGGGAGCUGCCAACACCAUGUCUGCAGGGCGUGCCGAGGCGGCCGCAAGAAGCUCAAGCCGUCUUGUUCGUGGUGCAAGGAUUACGACGCCUACAUCGAGAACGUCCUGCUGCGCAUUCUGCUGCAGUGCUACAAGAAGUUGUGCACUUACAUCACCAGCACUGCGCUCUACCGCAGCCUCGUGGCUGGAGGCUCUAGCCUGGUUGAACUUAUCAAUGAAGGGGCGGAGUUUAAAGACGACUACAAGAGUUCGCCAGGACUGUCACGUUCUGCGUACAGUAUUUUACCUUGCGUUUACUCAAAUGCGCCACCCACAGCUCCUUCUGCAUCGCCUCCCAAUACGUCACCAGACUCACCUGCCAUAGAAAGUUCACAAGAAAAUGAACAACCAACUCCGGAACCCCCAGCAGUGUCGAAUGGAUCUUCACUUUAUUCCGUAUUUAAUAUUGGGAGCAAAAUGACUUUCAAGAGGAAAACUGUUUCAGCAGAUAACAAUGCCUUAAAUUUGGACUCUUCUGUCAAACAUGAUCCUGUUCAGCCUAAACCAAGAAAAUCCUUGUCUCUGUCAGGGUUCAAGAAGCCAGCCAAAGGGCUGAAAAGCAUUAGAACCGUUAACCACACAACAAUAAAGUCUGCCCUUGCUGCUUCUAAAGAUCUGGGAGGAGUAGCUAUUGCAAAUGUCAGUUCUUUAAAUUUGAAGCGCAAGGGUUGCCGUUGUGGUAAUGCAACUGCUACCCCAGGAAAGCUCACAUGUUGUGGACAACGGUGCCCUUGUUAUGUUGACAGCAAAGCCUGCUUAGAUUGCCGUUGUAAAGGUUGUCGCAAUCCUCAUCGACCAGGGGGCCACAAAGUUCGACCUCAUAUACCUGAGCUUGAGACCUACCAACUACAUCUUGGUCCAGAUGGGGAUGUUCAGACUCUUGACUCAAACACUCAAGUUUUGUCACUAGCAUCGCCAAGUGAACUUGCUGCUAGUAAUGCUGGGGCCACAGUUCAGGUUCUUGGUGUUUAUACUACACAACUCCAUCCAGUGACAACUGUCUCAACCUCCUUACCUUCGGCAAUAUUAGUUGAUGAUGAGUCAGCAGCUGUUAUGGAAGAUUCCUCAGACUUAGAAACAAGUGAUGUUGAGGUUGAUUGUUAAUUGAUAAAAAGGGGAUAUGGGUCCAUUUCUUGUGCGUUCAUUGAUUGGCUUCCUUCUGAUUGUUGCUUUAUGGAAAUAAGUGGAAAGGCUUCAAUUUACAUUUGUACCCUGCUUUACUCUUUACAUUUCAAUUUAAACAUGUAUGGAAUAUGUUCAUCUUGCCUUGUAAAUGUCUCAAAGCUACAAUAUUAGCUAGCAACUGUGUUGGCUUCCAUCACAAUGAAAGACUGUGUUAGUUUGUUUAAGGAAGAGUUGAUUGUGAGAAAUGACCAUUUGUGUAGUUAGCAAUUUAAGAUGUGGGAAAAAUGCAUUUUAUUUACUUUCUAUGUAUAUAUUGUGUGUAGAGUGUUAAUAUAUUAGUGAUUAUUGAACAAUGAACUGAAUGUUAACUGUUAACUGUUUUAUUGUAAUAGUUACCUUAUAAGCACAAUCAAGUCAGAUGCCUUUUGCAAGCCUAUAUUGCUAAGGUUAUUCUUGUCAGAAAUAUUUUUUAUUAUUCUGAGUGAUAAGAUGACGCAUCAGUGUCUUUUGAGACAUGUCCUUUGGUUAUAUAUAAUAUGAUCUGAAGUAUACCUCCACUGUUACUCAGUUUUGAUGAAAUCACUGUUCAGAAGGCAUUAACUCUUCCUCCUUUUCCCCUCAAAUCUCGUGUUCCUACUUUGUCAAAUUCUUGUAACUCAAUGUUUUGUCUGUCACCUUAAAAGUCUGUAUGAUAGUGUGUUGCCCACUCUGUUUCUUCCUCUUUUGUAACUUGCUGGAUCAAUGGUAUUUUAUCUUAGUAUAGAUCAUUUUGGACUAUAUUCUUCAUUGAGGUGUUAUGUAAACAAUACAUAUGUGAAAUCUCGUACUUCUCUUUAUGUAGUGUCUUCAUUCCAGGAUUUGUACCUGUUUGAAAUGAGUGUUUGACGUAAUGUGUUUUUGAAAUUAUGAAUAGAUAAUUUGAAAACUCUGGUUUUCAAAAGAAUUCUUGUCUCUUACUUGCUUUAUUUGUUUUGUUAAAUGUAUUAGGUGAGGUACAAUAGGAAGAACGACUUCCACAUGUCGUGAGACUAGCUGCCCUUUUAGGAAAUUUUAUGGGAAUGUUACUGGUAUUGCAGUCAUACAUUACUGACCUAGUAGUGUUGAGUUGGUUUCUUAUCAAUCUAUGGCCUCAAGUGGCUGCUUUUUGUUUGACUGCUAAAGAUUCAGGUAAUUUUUUAAAGUUAUGAUGUACAAUAUUAACACCUCUGUGGGGCUUGCUAUGGGAGCAUUCCUUGUGAUUUUUAAGCAUAAAUUAGAAUUGUACAUGCUUAGGUGAUUUUGCUUGUCAUGUCCAAUGACCUUCGAUGAAAAACUUCAAUUCUAGUACUGCUUGUCUGUGUUGCAUUCAGCAUUAAUUCACAGCCAUAUCAUGUGUCUAUAUUUCCACAGAACUGAAUUCCUAAUUUUAUGUUAUAGAAUAGUUAGUCCUUAAUUUCUUUUGUUUGACUGGAAGUUCCUUGUUUUAGGUCUUGUGAACUAUUGAUUUCUUCAGUGUGCAAUAAUUCUCUCUCUAGCAGUCUGUCUUAUUAUCUUUAAUUGUGAUGGUUCACUUUAUUUUUCCCAUUUGGUUCCAGUAUGUGAAUGUUAUUUAGAGGUGCACAUUGGUGUCUUUUGCAUUCGGCAUCAAUAUUUUGUCAAAUUAAAUUGUUAUGUCAGGAGCAAUUGAAAUGUGUAAGUUCCUAAUCCCUCCUUGUUAAUGUCUUUUUUUUUUUUUGGUAUAAAAAAAAUGCUUUGUAAUUUAUGGUUUGUUUUCCUGUUAUAAAAAAAAUUGUUUGCUUUGGUUGGAUCAAAAAAUAUUAACUUAUAUGAAGUGUCUGUGAUAUUUGCAUGUAGGAGUUUGCACGUGCAUAUGCACCUGUGGAUAGGACUGCUUAUGAAGUAGUAAAUCUUCAAUGAUGUUUAGUUCCCUGUUGAUAACUUAAUAGAUCCAUUUGA